UCCUCCCGGCACCCCACCAUGGGCAAUACCUCCAGUGACUACCAGCCGCAGGAGCUCUGCGAAACUCGACAGUGGCUCCCCUCCGGCGAAAGCCCAGCCAUCAGCUCUGUGAUGUUCUCUGCCGGGGUGCUGGGGAACCUCAUUGCGCUGGCACUGCUGGCGCGCCGCUGGCGGGGGGACACGGGGCACAGCGCCAGCCGCGGGUACUCCAUCUCCUUGUUCCACGUGCUAGUGACCGAGCUGGUGUUCACCGACCUGCUCGGGACCUGCCUCAUCAGCCCCGUGGUGCUGGCUUCGUAUGCACGGAACCAGACCCUGGUGGCACUGGCGCCCGAGAGCCGCGCGUGCACCUACUUCGCCUUUGCCAUGACCUUCUUCAGCCUGGCCACGAUGCUCAUGCUCUUUGCCAUGGCCCUGGAGCGCUACCUAUCCAUUGGGCACCCCUACUUCUACCAGCGCCACGUCACGCACCGCAGAGGCCUGGUGGUGCUGCCUGCCAUCUACACCGUCUCGCUGGUCUUUUGCUCCUUGCCACUGCUGAACUACGGGCAGUACGUCCAGUACUGCCCCGGGACGUGGUGCUUCAUCCAACACGGGGAGACCGCGUACCUGCAGCUUUACGCCACCCUGCUGCUGCUCUUCAUCGUCGCAGUGCUCGCCUGUAACUUCAGUGUCAUUCUCAACCUCAUCCGCAUGUACCGCCGGGGCAGGAGAAGCCGCUGCGGACCCUCCUCGGGCAGCGGCCGCAGCGGCCCUGGGAACCGCAGGAGAGGGGAAAGGGUGUCCAUGGCGGAGGAGACAGACCACCUCAUUCUCUUGGCUAUUAUGACCAUCACCUUCGCUGUCUGCUCCCUACCUUUCACGAUUUUUGCAUACAUGAAUGAAACCUCUUCCCGAAAAGCAAAGUGGGACCUGCAAGCUCUUAGAUUUUUAUCAAUUAAUUCAAUAAUUGACCCUUGGGUCUUUGUCAUCCUUAGGCCCUCUGUUCUGAGACUAAUGCGUUCUGUCCUCUGUUGUCGGGUUUCAUUAAGAACACAAGAUUCAACACAAACUUCCUGUUCUGCCCAGUCAAAUGCCAGUAAAUAGACUGACCUCUGUGGACAGCAGCUAAGAGUGCUUAUUAGCCAGCAUCUGGAAGAUCAUUCUGAAAUGGCUCCUUGGAGAAAUGAGAAAAGUUGGUUUGUAAACAAAAUGAAGCUAUCCUAAUAAAACAGAGUAAACACACAUUUUAGCAAUGGGUUGGGCUACAGACGUGCUGACAAGACACUUCAUGGAAGGUGUCAGAAGGAUCUAUAAAACCUACCCUCCAUAAGCAUGUCACAUGACCUUUAGAAGAACAACCAACUGCAUUUAAUAUCCAGUUGCCUUUUGAUUUAAGCUCUCCUGUGGAACAAGAAAGCAUGUGGUUUUGUCAUUUGUUUAAAGCCCUAAAUAGUUACUGUGUGUUCUCUAUUUUAAUCUUCUGUUCUUCUGUGUUACUACUGUUAUAAACAUACAGUGUACAGUCAGACCAGAUGAAACUUCAUAUACAUUCUCUAGCAAGUUGAUAUGUAGAAACAACAAACCUGGUGUUUUGUGACUGUUUAACGAACUAUCUUUGGACAAUGAGUCUGAAAAUCAUAGUCACUUUGUAUUAUAAUGUUUGUGUGUGUGGGAGUACUCUUUUGUCACUAUUACUCAUACUAAAUGGAAUUCUCAUCAGUAUUACUUGUGGAACAGUAGGCUCAGUUAAUGUCAGUUUUUUCACUAGUCCUCCAGAAGCUAUGUGUCAAAGUGUCAGGUUAUUUAUUUUAUAAUGUCCAUUGUGCUAGUAAUCAAGAAAACUUAAGGAAUUUUCCUCUCAACAAGAAAUAAUAGGCUAUUAAGAAAGUUGAUUCUGAUUAUUACUCUUCAUUCUAUUUCUAGGGGAGGCUAUACGAAGAUUGGACAAUUAAGUUCACCAACUUGCACCAUGUACGUGCACAGUGGAAAGUUCACGAACUCAAUUGUCCUACCUUUUUGGAUGUGGCAAUGUCUGAAGCUAUAUAUUAGGAUUAAAAACUGAAAAAUCUGAUCAAUUCUUCAGAUACACUGGAACCCUUUUAAUGCUGAUGUGAGGCCAUGACUAACAUCUACUUUAUAAGAUGACUGUGUUGUAGCAAAAUUCAUCUGUCUGUAUUUUUAUCCAGGAAACAUGGUUUGACUCAUACUACAUAGGAAAUCAUGUAACAAUGAGUCACAUAGUAAUGUAUUUUUAAAUCUAAAAGUUUGAUAUGGUGUAAACUCAGCAUCAAAAUAUUUCAGUGAAUUUGCACUGUUUAAUCAUAUCUUAGUUACUGUGCAAACUCAUUUGAAAUGUUACAACAAUAAACCAUAAAACAAAAAUUUGAAAAUGGAAUUUCCCCAAAUAACAUUUUAUAGUUACUUUUCCAAUGAGAUAAAAGCAGAAAAAUUAUAUUUAAUUUGGCAGGUUUUUAAAGCAUCGUUGCAUUUUAAAUUAGAGUUUAAAAUAGUCAAUAUAGUACUUGGUAAGUGGAUUUUUUUUCCUUACAGAAUAAUGUUUAAAAUAGUAGAGCCAUCUUAUAUUUUUUUCAGUGUGAUUACAAGAUAGCUGUUAUAAAAAAACAAAAAGACAUGUUAGUUCCAAAGUCUCAUUGAGUUGCUUAUGUAAAACCAUUUCCUAUAAGUAGUUAUCAAAACUAGAUGAUCACUUAGGGUUUUUCCAAACCAUUCUAAGCAUCAGUGUAUUUUGACACAAUCUAUGUCAA
Molecule: messenger RNA, 2747 nt
Organism: Hipposideros armiger (great roundleaf bat)
Lineage: Eukaryota; Metazoa; Chordata; Mammalia; Chiroptera; Hipposideridae
Gene: PTGER2
Product: prostaglandin E receptor 2
Exons: 2
Coding region: 19-1086 (355 amino acids)
Biological process (GO): adenylate cyclase-activating G protein-coupled receptor signaling pathway; cellular response to prostaglandin E stimulus; inflammatory response
Cellular component (GO): plasma membrane
Molecular function (GO): prostaglandin E receptor activity
Source: RefSeq, a predicted model, not a curated record